GGAAUCAGUCGGCCAGCUGCUUCGUUUCGACAGUCAUCAAAAUGCAUUCGUGGAGUGUGGUCGUGUUUUUGUCUAUAUUUUGUAUUACAACGUGUUCAUUACAAACAGAUCAAAAAUACUGGAAAUCCUUAGCGGAAAAGGAGUUGGAGGAGGCAUUGCAAGUUAAAUUUAAUUUAAGAACAGCUAAAAAUGUGAUCCUGUUCGUCGGUGACGGGAUGGGACCUAACACCAUCACCGCUGCUAGGAUAUACCGUGGUGGAGAAUCUCAUAGACUGGCCUUCGAGAAAUUUCCUCACGUUGGUUUGCUAAAGACAUAUUCCGCUGACAAAAUGGUACCCGACUCUGCUUGUUCUGCCACCGCAUUAUUCUCCGGUAUCAAAGCCAACCUCGGCACGUUAGGUGUUGACGCAACCGUACCAGAAAAUAACUGUGAAAUGUCCUUGAAUAAAGAAGCGUGGGUAGACUCUUUAGCUGCUUACGCUCUAAAAGCCGGGAAAAGCAGUGGUCUGGUGACGACAAUGCGAGUAACACACGCGACUCCAGCACCACUGUACGCGCAUAGUGCGUCAAGGAGUUGGGAAUGUGAGGCGAAUAUGCCGGCAAAUGCCAAACAAUGCAAGGAUAUAGCACGACAGCUAAUUGAGGACUGGCCAGGGAGAGAUUUACAUGUAGUUCUUGGUGGAGGCAGACAAGUGCUUGUAUCUAAUUCCACUGGCACUCCUGACGAUCCAAUCAGCGCCUGGUCCUGCUAUCGACAGGAUGGUAGAGAUUUGAUCGAUGUUUAUAAGAGGGAUAAAGAAGAAAGAAAUCUGAAGUAUCAAAUUGUUUCAAACACCGGAGAGCUUCAAAAUAUAAAAGAUGAUAUUGAUUAUUUAUUCGGUAUCUUCGCAAAUGAACACCUUCAGUACGAAUUCGAAAGGAACAAAAAUCCUGAAGGCCAGCCUUCGAUAUCAGAAAUGACGAAAGCAGCGAUAAAAGUAUUGAGCAAGAAUACAAAAGGAUAUUUUCUCAUGGUAGAAGGUGGUAAAAUAGACAUGGCUCAUCACCGAGGCAGAGCUAAGACGGCUGUAGACGAGACGGUGGCGAUGGAGCGCGCGGUGCGAGCGGCUGUCGACAUCACCAGCGAUGAAGACACGCUCGUCAUCGUCACCAGCGACCACACGCAUACACUUACUAUCAACGGGUAUCCCGAACGGGGGUCAAGUGUGUUUGGUAUCGCGAGGGAAUCUCCCUUCGACCAUAUAAACUACACAACCCUCUCCUACGGCACGGGAGGGCCGGGCUCCUUCCAGUACGAUAUAAAAACGGUAGACAACGAGACGAAAGCUGUUCGGAGAGAGCCCAGCAAAGAGGAUACGGAGAGUUUCUUCUAUGAACAGAUCGCGGCCAUACCUCUCGAUGAAAAUAGCCAUGGCGGAGGAGACGUCGCUGUUUACGCUAAAGGACCCCACUCUCAUCUGUUCCACAGUGUACAUGAACAGCACUACGUAUUCCAAGCGAUAGCAUACGCUGCGAAAAUAGGACCAUAUUCUAAAGGCUAUACAACUGAAGUCAAUAUUAUUUUACUCACGUUUGCGCUAUUAUUUUUUAAAUUAAUAAAAUAAUUAG
Molecule: messenger RNA, 1608 nt
Organism: Papilio polytes (common Mormon)
Lineage: Eukaryota; Metazoa; Arthropoda; Insecta; Lepidoptera; Papilionidae
Gene: Alp12
Product: alkaline phosphatase
Exons: 9
Coding region: 42-1604 (520 amino acids)
Biological process (GO): dephosphorylation
Molecular function (GO): alkaline phosphatase activity
Source: RefSeq, a predicted model, not a curated record